This is a messenger RNA of Prorocentrum cordatum, 2199 nucleotides long. The record is from the annotation of a GenBank genome assembly. Lineage: Eukaryota; Dinophyceae; Prorocentrales; Prorocentraceae.
AUGUCCGCGCAGUCCCAGCAGUUCAAGGAGGAAAUGGAGUCCGCUUGGGCAUACAUAGACGAGAACUUCGACCCAGAGUUCCUAUUUGGAAAGGUCGGCUACCAGUUCGUUCUGUCCCAUGCCAUCCGCUCUUCGACACACCCGCUGGUGACGGGGGUCACGCUCAUUGCAGCCAUGGCGCCGCUGACCAAUGGGGCCAACAUCAAGACGUUCCCAGGAUCGCCCACGCAGCUCAACGUUGUCGCUGUCCUAACCAAUUUUCCUCAGACACGAAAGUCUCAGAUGACCAAGCUGGCGAAGGAGAUCGGCGACUGUCUGGGCGCGAAGAUCCUCGCCAAGCUCGAGGCCAAGGUCGCCGAGGAGUUGGAGGCGCGCAACCGCCCAGUGGACAUCGGUGGUCCGGGCGCGCCGCCGAAGGCCCCCCCUCGCGUGGCCAGCGCAGUGUUGGCCUCGUUCACCCCUGCCAAGUUCUUCGAGAAGAUGAGCGGUGAUGCGCAGCAGCUUGAUAAUGCUGAAGAUGUCGGGCUUCCCUCGCUGCGCGGGAGCGUCCACCUUGGCCGGCUCGCGAAUGCCGAUGAGGUAUAUGCGCCCUUCGCCGCCUUCGGCUUGAUCCGCGACGACUCCCAUCGCUCGUCCACCAAUGCCCAGACGGUGAACGAGCACGCUGGGGCCCUCAAUCGCCUGCUGCAGUGGGGGGAGUGCCCGCGCGCAACAAAGAGCUCAGGAUCCUACGGGGGAGGUCUCACGCCAGCGGUGUCCCUCGCCUGGCUGGGCAACAUCCACCCAGAGAUCGCCGUCCCGAUGGACAGGGGCGCUCUGGGCAGCCACGCGGGGGCUACCAAAGAGCGCAUGUUCUUCUACACGGGCCGCCCAGAGCCUCCUCGCAGUGCCCUUCCAGAUGCGUAUGAGCUGCCCGAGAACCACGCGUGGGCAGAGCUGGACGUGGACAUGGCCGUGCUGUCCGGCAUGAAAGAGCUCAUCGGGGGCCCCGAGGCUGCGGAGCAGGCGCAGUUGCCAAGGGCGCGCGCCCAUGGGGACGAAGCGCCAGAAGAAGGCGGGGACCGCUCCGUUCGGUAUCGCCCUGACGCGGAGGGGUUCCUCUUCACGUUGCCGGACGGCGUGCCCAGUCGCCUGCGGUAUUGCUGGGCCAACGACGAGUGGGUGGCCGAGUAUCGCAUCGGCAACGAGAACAUCCCGCUGCCUCCAUCGCACGAGAUCACGGCAGCGGCGGAGCGAGUUUCCACUCUCUUCUCGAAGGCGGGGGAGACUGUGACGUUGUCCGAGGCUGCCGCGAAACUCAUGCGCAGCGUCAGUACCUUCGCCUCGGUCAAAGCGUCUUUGGCCGUGGAGGAAGGGGGCACUGUGACCAGCGCGCGCUGGGGGACUGCCCCUUGGAAAGCGAGCGUAUUGACUGGCUUGCUGUUCGCUUUCGACUCAUUUGUCGGACAGGCGCCCGCUGCCAGGCCAGACCCCGCAGGUGCGCUGGUCGCCACGCGGGGGCAGGUGGAGCGCGCCAAGCGCUUGCUGGCCUUGCUCGAGGGCGCGCGGGAGCAGUGGCUUGACGCCACCGAUGAGGAGCGCGCGAAGUCGGUUCUGCACAUGAGCCAGCAGAGCGCCGACUUCUUGGCUGGCCUGCCCGCCGGGUUCGGCCUGGAGCAGGGGCAGCCGUCGGGGCUCGCCGGCGCAGAGCCGUCUGGGGCGCCAGCCGCAACGGCGCGGCCGCCAACGAAGCGAGCCCGCGCGCAGAGCGCCGAGCCGCCGGCCUCGGCGCAGAGUUCGCGACCAGCCGCCAGCCCGGCGGAUGCCGCGUUCGCCGAGGGCCAGGGCGAGGCGUGGAAGACGGACCGCGACAUCGUCCGCUACACGCUGCAGCGGGGCAAGGGGGUGGUCAAGUGCUCCGAGAUUUGCGGGAACUUGCGCCGCGAAGCGAUGGUGAACGGCAGGAAGAAGCGCUUGGGCUUGCCCCAGAAAGUCUGGGAGGACGUGAUGGCCGCUGCCUUGGCGCAGUACCCUGUCGGCGACUUGCUCGAGGUGGGCGCGCCGAGAUCCAGGGUUCAGUGGCACGCGCCGCCGUCGGCGGCGGCCGGGCGCGAGGCCAUGGUCAAGUGGCACAAUCUCCUGGUGGACAUGUGCAGGCUUACAGGCCGCGAGGUGAGGGCCCUCUUGCAGCGGGCCCAGGCCCCCGCGGCAAGCGGGUAG